Fusarium subglutinans is the source of this 309-nucleotide messenger RNA. RefSeq lists its product as uncharacterized. NCBI's taxonomy places the organism in Eukaryota, Fungi, Ascomycota, Sordariomycetes, Hypocreales, Nectriaceae. The coding region runs from base 1 to 309 and encodes 102 amino acids. The transcript has 2 exons. The record is from RefSeq and is a predicted model, not a curated record.
AUGCGUGCUGGCAAGUUCAGAACGGGCGAGCAUGCCCUGAGCAGAAGUUACCCAGAGCCUCGGUUUGCGCCCGGCAUCUUUGCGAGUAUCAAGACUGUCAGAAUCAGAGAUCACGACAUCAUGAUCAAUACCUUCCGCUCUGCGACGACCACCGCUGCCAAUACGACAGUUGUCGGAAUCCUAGAGACGGCGGCGCUGGUGUGUUCUGUCGAUCUCAUACUUGCAACGAGCCCUAUUGUGGUGCAUUUGCUCCAGGCACAGACCCAGAUGAUCCUCAACGCUUCUGCGAACGUCAUCGCCAAUGUCUAA